UUAGCUAUUAUGUUGGCUCGAAUCAAGUGGAGUUAUCCUGAUAUUCGCGAUGCCAUUUGGAAUAUUGAUGAUCACAGACUAUCAGUAGACAAUCUUAUGGCUAUUCGGCAGUAUAUCCCUACAAAAGAAGAGAUUGAAACUAUCAAAGAAUACGAAGGAGAUGUAGAGAUGCUUGGUAAUGCAGAGCGUUACUUCCGCUCGAUUAUGUAUAUACCUCGAUUGGCAGACCGUGUUAGUUGCAUGAUUUUCAGACGUCGGUUCAAGCAUGAGUUGGAGGAAAUCAUUCCUCGUCUUGAUACACUUCAAUAUGCAAUCUCAGAGUUAAGGGACAGCAUACGAUUCAAGCGAGUGUUAAAGACAGUAUUAGCUAUUGGCAAUCAUCUAAAUUCUCAAACUAUUCGUGGUAAUGCUUAUGGAUUCCAUUUAGAUGCACUUUUAAAGAUGAGAGAUACUCGUGCAGAGGGUGAGGGUGUGAGCAAUAUGCCAACCUUAUUACAUUACCUGGUAUACUUUUUGGCCAAGUCUGACGACAGUGUCGUGAACUUUAAAGAAGAUAUUUGUCACUUGGAAGCAGCUGCCAAAUGUACAGUAAUAUACAUAUAUAUUAAUAUAAUCGAAUUAUGA
This is a messenger RNA of Phycomyces blakesleeanus NRRL 1555(-), 624 nucleotides long. RefSeq lists its product as hypothetical. NCBI's taxonomy places the organism in Eukaryota, Fungi, Mucoromycota, Mucoromycetes, Mucorales, Phycomycetaceae. The annotation marks the transcript as partial. The transcript has 5 exons. The record is from RefSeq and is a predicted model, not a curated record.